This is a messenger RNA of Brassica rapa (field mustard), 2235 nucleotides long. Its product is annotated as probable protein phosphatase 2C 4. Gene Ontology annotation, biological process: protein dephosphorylation. The record is from RefSeq and is a predicted model, not a curated record. NCBI's taxonomy places the organism in Eukaryota, Viridiplantae, Streptophyta, Magnoliopsida, Brassicales, Brassicaceae. Gene Ontology annotation, molecular function: protein serine/threonine phosphatase activity.
AUCAUUUUCUCUAUCACAGAAGUCAACUCUCUAUCUCUCUCUCUUUCUCCUCUGCUUCUCUUACAUCUUCUCUGCCAUGAAUGAACAACUUCAGUUGUAAUAACAGUUUGAAUUUUCCAACUUAAAUUGAGCUUUGUUAGGUUAAACUUUUCUUGAUGGGUAACGGAGUGACAAAACUGAGUACAUGUUUCACAGGCAGAGAACGUUUCCGACAAAAAGACAUAACCUUUCAACUUCCUGAUCCUCUAGACGAAGGUCUAGGCCACUCCUUCUGCUACGUCCGACCCGACCAAACUCUAACCACUUCCUCAAAAGACCACUCAGAGCUCGAAGACACCACCACCACCGUGUUCCGUACAAUCUCCGGCGCCUCCGUCAGCGCCAACGCCGCGACUCCUCUCUCCACUUCUCUCUACGACCCGUACGGCCACGUCGACAGAGCAGCCGCGUUCGAGAGUACGACGUCGUUUCCUUCUAUCCCCCUCCAGCCCAUCCCCAGAAGCUCCGGUGAUGGUGAUCCGAACGAAAGAGGGUUCCUUUCGGGUCCCAUCGAGAGAGGUUUCAUGUCGGGCUCGCUUGACGACGACGGCAACGGGCUUGAUAACCCGAGCUCCGAUCAUCAUCACUUCCAGCGUAGCUUCUCUCAUGGUUUAGCUUUACGGGUCGGGUCAAAAAGAAGAUCUUUGGUUUGGACUAUCCGUCGAGUAAUAUCUAGGACGGUUUCUCGACGGCAAAACUCGGUCGUUGCUCCGAUCAGGCCAGAGAAGAAUCUUAAAGAAGGGACGUUAAACGACGGCGUUUCGGUGGAGAGUCAGAGUCUUCAGUGGGCUCAAGGAAAAGCCGGUGAGGAUCGAGUACACGUCGUCGUUUCGGAGGAGGAGCACGGUUGGCUUUUCGUGGGCAUAUACGACGGUUUCAACGGUCCAGAUGCGCCUGAUUAUCUUCUCUCUCAUCUUUAUCCUACGCUUCACCGGGAGCUCAAAGACUUGUUGUUAUGGGACGGUCCACAUAAUCAUUGUGAGCGACGGUGGAGAUGCGAGUGGGAUCAAGAAAAGCAAGAUCUUGACCGUCGGUUAAAGGAACAAAUUAAUUGUAGAACCGGGUCCAGGUCGGAUCGGUUAACGGACCAUAAGCAUGUACUACAUGCAUUGUCGGAAGCGUUGAGGAAGACGGAAGAAGCGUAUCUAGACACUGCUGAUAAGAUGCUGGAGGAGAAUCCCGAGCUGGCUUUGAUGGGUUCUUGUGUUCUGGUGAUGCUGAUGAAAGGUGAAGAUGUUUAUGUGAUGAAUGUCGGCGAUAGUAGAGCUGUACUUGGUUGUGAGGGAGAUCAUGACUCCUCUUUGGUAAAAAAUUUAUCGGCUUCUCAGCUUACUUUUGAUCACAGCACAAACGUAGAAGAGGAAGUUGAAAGAAUCAGAAACGAGCAUCCGGAUGAUGCUAGCGCGGUGACUAAUGAACGGGUUAAAGGCUCCUUGAAGGUGACAAGAGCAUUUGGUGCUGGUUUCCUAAAACAGCCUAAAUGGAACAAUGCGCUUCUUGAGAUGUUCCAAAUUGAUUACAAAGGGCAGUCUCCAUACAUCAACUGCUUACCCUUUCUCUACCAUCAUAGAUUAAGCUCCAAGGAUCGGUUUUUAAUACUAUCAUCGGAUGGUCUAUACCAAUACUUCACAAACGAAGAAGCGGUUUCAGAGGUUGAGCUCUUCAUCACAUUGCAGCCUGAAGGUGAUCCAGCCCAGCACCUUGUCCAAGAGCUUUUGUUCAGAGCUGCUAAGAAAGCUGGUCUGGAUUUCCAUGAACUGCUGGAGAUACCACAAGGAGAACGGAGACGGUACCAUGAUGAUGUUUCAAUAGUAGUGAUCUCUUUAGAAGGAAGAAUGUGGAAAUCUUGUGUAUAAAAAAACCAGUCCCUUUCGGCUUACAGACGCAAAGAAGAAUGGUGUGUAGUCUCUCAAUGAUGAUGUAUAAUGUUAAUAAAAAGAAGAAAAGUUUUGGCAACUCAUAGGUGAUGAGAAGAUUAUAGUUGUCUUAGAUUAGUGGUCUAAGAUUUGAUUCUUUGAAUUGUUAAGUUUCUUGCAACUGCUAACUGUAUGUGACGAAAAAAGUAAAUGAAGGAAUUGAAAGAGGUUGUUGGUUAAUUGUUAGGAAGAGAGAUAUGUAUUGAGUAACAGUUUGGGGUUCAAGAGAAGUUACUCACUUUCCCUAACAUUUAUUUCACUUCUCUCUCUGUUUUGUACG